AUGAACUGUAAAAGGAAAACGCUGCUGUUGAUUCUGGGUCUUUCACUGCUCCUGUUGUUUGACCAUUAUUCCAGGAAAAACCAAGAAGAAGAACUUCAGCUCUCAGACUGGUUCAACCCCAGAGAACGCCCCGAUGUGAUCACGACCACGAGCUGGCUUGCUCCCGUUGUCUGGGAAGGCACUUUCAGCAGAAAGGCGCUGGAAAAACACUACAGAAAGCAGAAUCUCACAACGGGCUUGGCCGUCUUCGUUUCUGGCAGGCUUGCAGAUCAGUACCUGGAGCUGUUCUUGCACUCGGCGAAUAAGUACUUCCUGAACGGCUACAGAGUGAUUUUCUACAUUAUGGUGGACACCUUUGUCAAGCUGCCCCAGAUCAAGUGGGGGCCCCUCCGACAGUUCAAAGUGUUCAUCGUCACCGAGGACAGCUGGCAGGACAAUGUCGACCUCGUGCGCAUGAAGAGCUUGGCCAAGCACAUCAUCUGGGACAUCCAGGACGAGGUCGACUUCCUUUUCAGCAUGACCGUCACCCAGAUCUUCCAGAACAACGUGGGCGUGGAGGUCCUGGGCGAGUUGGUGGCUCAGCUCCAUGCCUGGUGGUACUUCAAGGACCGUGCGAGUUUCCCCUACGAGAGGAGGCCCAAGUCAGCAGCUUGCAUCCCGUUUGGCCAGGGCGACUUCUACUAUGAUGGUGCAUUCGUGGGCGGCACGCCCCUGGAGCUCCUGAACCUCGUGGAGGAGUACCUGAACGGCAUCAUCCACGACCUCAGAUUCAGGUUGAACAGCACCUACGAAAAACACCUCAACAAAUACUUUUUCCUCCGGAAGCCCACCAAGCUCUUAUCCCCAGAGUACAACUGGGACGCCGACUUCUACCCGCCACCCCAGGUGCAGUACGUCAAGGUGGCCCAGCAGUCCAAAAGGAGACACUGA
This is a messenger RNA of Budorcas taxicolor (takin), 930 nucleotides long. RefSeq names its product glycosyltransferase 6 domain containing 1 (gene GLT6D1). The record is from RefSeq and is a predicted model, not a curated record. Gene Ontology annotation, molecular function: hexosyltransferase activity. Gene Ontology annotation, biological process: carbohydrate metabolic process. The coding region runs from base 1 to 930 and encodes 309 amino acids. Lineage: Eukaryota; Metazoa; Chordata; Mammalia; Artiodactyla; Bovidae. Gene Ontology annotation, cellular component: vesicle; membrane; Golgi apparatus. The transcript is spliced from 4 exons.